UACAAAUUUGUUGGAAGAGACGUCCGCAAAGGUGCGCAGACUGUAAAAUUCAGAGAUACGUGCACCUCCUCUGCCAUCACCGUGAUAUGUCCGGAAAAAGACUCCAACUGUAUAACACAACAGAAGCGCACUAGAGAAUCAGAGAGAAAGUAUCUCUGGGUUGGCCGUCAGAGAAGCAAAGCAAAUACAAGUACCGUAGUACUAUCGAGCAUAGCAACUGUGCGAACGAACGAACGAAUAAAGCUAUUCAAGCUCAGCCAUGAGAAUAGCAAGCUGUAGGUGUUCCAGUGUUCGGUUGCUGAUACUGCUGGUCGUCUCGUCGUUGAGCCAUGUGUCGUCGGCCAGAAAACUGAGAGGUACUCGAGCAAGGGGCCGAGGACUCAACCAAGAUGGCUUACUCUUCACGGAGGGUCGAAAGGGCGGCGACAGAAACGAAUACGAUCACCAAGAAAGCGAAGAAGAUUACUGGGAUGAUGCACAAGUUAGCCGAGAGGGACCAGCUGGACCUGCGUCGCCGGACAACGCUGGUGGAACCAACAAGCAAAAGGGAGAAUCGUUCUACGAUAGACCAGCCAUGAAGUUUAACAAAGAAUCGAAGACGAAAACAGUCGGAACCAAGGCCACUAGCAGAGAAGAGCCCAGUAUGAAGAGUACUGAGGAACCCAGUAUAAAGUAUAAGUCCGCAACCUCGGCACCUGACGACUCGAUGGACAGCGAUGUACCUCGUGAGCGCCCAUCAGAAGACUACGAAGACACGCCAGCGCCAGUUCCAAAAGGGGGCAACAAGGGCUCCAAGCCAGACUAUGAUGAAGAAGAAGAAGAUGAAGAGCCGGAAGAUUAUAAUCCUCCUCCAGAACCCGGGAAGUAUGCAAAGGACACUGAUGAAGAGGACGGCUACGAGGAAGCCUAUGACGAAACUGAUGUGCCGACACAAGUACCAGUGGAGCCUGAUGCCAGGGAAGGAUACUCUGCCAAAGCUGCUGGCAAUGCUGCUGGCAAUGACUUGAACCAGGUGGAGUUCGUACUAAGCCAGUUUGGGCUCGAGUUUGAGCUUGCAGGUUUGACCACUACCAACACACCACAGACAAUGGAUUUUGCCGAAGUAGAAGCUGCCACGAAGGGUUUUCUGGAAGAGUUCCUUGAAUUGACCUACAGUGCAGAUCCCAUGAUCUUCUUUCACAGUGUGGAAAUCGAAGCAACCUCGAGGAGAACCGGUGGAACUUCCAUGACACCAUUCAUCGACUUCGAAGCAAGCGUCGCAUUCGUCAACAACUCUCCCAUGACGCCAACCAAUGAUGAGAUUGGACUCACCAUUUCGGCAGCAUUGGCCGAGCCUAACCUGACUGCCUAUCUCUUAUCUCUUCAGGGACGGCUCAGCGUUUCUAACCCGUUCUUGUCGACCUCAGGAGUUACGGUUUAUGUUCCAGACGCGAGACAACCCCAGCGAAUUUCAGACCGACAAGGAAAGCUGUCAGCGGCAGGAAUAGCUGCUGCGGCGAGUACAGGUCUCCUCACUCUCGUGGUGGGUGGGUUCCUCUUAUUCAAAAUAAAGAAGGAAAAUCAGGAUAUCGUCCGUGGGGGCAAGUACGGCAAGGGCUAUGUUGGCGGCGCAACACUUGCAGGGGAUACGUACGACAACGAAACUUUGGAAGAUCCUCCCUCCGCUACCAUGCCAACUGACGAUGGUCAAUCUUUUGAUACAUCCAUGUACCAUGAUGACCGCAGCAUCUUGUCGUCCGUACCACCAGAGGUUCUGGAGGGGACUGAGAAUGUCGACGAGGAGAGUGAGAAUGUCGACGAAGAGAAGAGUGACACCGACAGUGUCCCGUUUGAUUGUUCGUCACCGAAGCUGGUGAAUGACAAUGUCAGCAAAAACGAAGCAAUGGUAGAUGACGGCGAAGAGAAAAAGGAAGACAAACACGAGGAAUAUGAAGAGACUGUGGAAGAAUUCAACGACGAAGCAUUCGAUGAAGAGGAUCCGAAGGACUCGUCGUCUAGAGCAAGAACUGUAGGAGCUGCGUAUGCUUCUCUUGUUGGCCGAACGAAAGCUUUCGUCCCUUCAUUCAAGCAACCUUCUCCGCUAUCCAACAACGUUGAUAUUAAGAACUACUUCAAAUCGAAGUACAAUUGCAAGUCACCUCAAGGCUACGAGGCUGUCGAUGACUCAACCAGUGGUGGCGCUAUUAGCGACGAUGGAGUCACGCUGAGUGAGGACGUCAGGAUCCAUGAUUCACGAGACCUGGUAAUUCCAGCCUUGGACCAUGAUACAGGAGCCGCAUCAGAAAAGGCUUCCGGCGGCAUCCCAGGUAGCCGUAUUGAGGGCGAUCCUGCUAUUCAACAGUCCCAACCAAGCCAGGUGUUCCGAACCGUGGACAAGAAUGCUACUCACCUAGAGGCUCCUGGUUCAAGGGAGCUACCAACUGAAGUUCAAGGGUAUUCCGACAGAGCAAGAGAUCAAAAGGGGGGUACCGGUACUGGAUCUGUUGGCAAAAGUUUUGAUGACGUAUCCCUCGAUACAAUGACAACCUUGACGGAGAUUUAAUUAAAGCGGAGACUGGGUCAGGCCACCACAGAGCGAGUGACUGUUAUAAUUGGAUUCCCACUCUCCUCUUGCUUCUGGCGUAGUUCCGACUUGCGCUUCGAAAACUAAAUGUAGUCUUUCAUUAACUGCUGGCUAGAUUUUGUACCGACGGCACCCUCGCGAAGCAACAAAGAAACCACCGCCAGAAGUCCAGGCACAACAAAACAGAUUCUAAGGAAGUUUUAAUAAGCUUGAGUUAGUUUUUGGGUUUUGUUCUCAAGCCGUCUCCGGUUGUCUUGUUUUCGAUCGAUUGUGUUCGUUGGUUCUGUUGUGAGGGGGGGGUGGGGUGGGGUCGCUGCGCGUGCUUUGGAAGGUUCUUUCCGGUGGUGGUGGUCGCCCUUCGGCGGGCCCUGCCUUGGGCCGGUCUAGGCGAUACGCCUGGUGAAGAAGAUGGAGUCUAGGAGCUCUUGCGGGGGCCCGGACACGUCUUGUAAUACUUCUUGGGGGGAAAUCGUUCGCGCUUGUCCUCUCUGGACUUUUCCGUGUUCUCUUCCCGCAGCGCUUGUGCCACUUUCAACCUUGCUGCCUCCUUUGUGAUUUCAAACCAACCCUUGCCGUCCUUCUUGAGGAAGCGACGCCCGCUGGAGAUCAUGGCCUGCACAAAGGCUCUGCUCAUCUUCGUCUUCUCCCUCUGCUUCAAGGAAGGAUCAUUGUAGGAAGAUUUGACCUUUUCCAAUUCUUGACGAUAGUCCUUAUUCCCAGGCCAGAAGUUGGAUUUGCCUCCACGGCCGAGCAAGAUAUCGCGCUCGGUUGGCUCCACAUGAUUCUUGUCCUCAUCCGCAGGAUCGGCACGCUUGCUUGUCGUAUUGCCAGCUGGUGCCGGAUUUGUCUUUGUCUUGCUCUUUUUGUUGGGUGUUGGUUCUGGCUGGGGCGAGACCGAACGAGCGGCGAUGCCGUAUUCCGUGGCCCAUCUGGGGACGCCGGCGCUUGCAAUGUCGUUGUUGGCCUUUCUCUUCCGGCUGACCUCGGUGCUUUGAUCCACCGGCACAUCAGUCUUGAAGACGUCGAACGACCCCGUGGAAGCCAUGAGUUGCGAAAGCGUCGUGCCGUUUGAGUCGGUGCUGCGGAAGGCGCGUUGCAAUAGCGCGCCGUUUGAAUCGGUGCCGCGGAAGGCACCAUGCAUCUCUUCAGCAACACCGCUCUCGGCGGCACCCUUGUCGCCCGUUGCCGUUUCAUGGUCAAGAAGGGCACCCGCAUCGUAGAAUACCUCGGCGCUGCUCGGGACGUUGCCACCCGCCUGCUUUGCCUUUGUAGCUGGCUUUGCCUUUGCGGCUGCUCUUUUCUGAACGUUCUCUUUUGUGGCCUGGGCUCUGUCUUCCGCCGGCUUUUCCUCUGCGGCAGCUUUCGCCGCCACGGGUGGAUUUGCCUGAGUCAAUCUGCAGCCGCAUCCAGGACAAAACUUGGCUCCAGUUGGUGCCAUGGUAGAUCCACAAGAACCACAUGCUUUCUGUGUUGUCUUCUUUUCUGGGGCAUCAGCCGCGGGCGCUGCUGUCUUGGGAGCUGCUUUUGUUGGUUUUCCUGCGAGCUGUUCAUCAAACUGCAAAGCAGACAACGGCACCAUGGCCGAUUGCAAAAACGCAUUCCUGCCAUCGGCUGAGUCAACCGAGAGGUACUGGUACUCUUGACACCAGGACGAGGAUCGGCUCAGCAAGUUUGGUUUUUCCGGGCUCCCCCUGUUCUGCAAACUAGCCGUUAUUUGGUUGGCUAGAGACCAAUCAAAGCUCCGGUAGACCUCCUGCAAAAAGUCCAAAUCUGAGCUGCGGAGGAUACUCCCAAUGAUGGGACAAGGGGGUGGCUUCGUUUUCGGCUUGUUCUUGUUCUUCUUGUUGUUCUUCUUGUUGUUCUUCUGUGUCUGUUGUUCUUCUUGAUGGUGUUAUUGGUGUUAUUGUCGGACAGCAUGCCGCCAGCCUUUGCGGCGGCGCAGUCGACCGCAAAGGACGCCAUUGUCUUUUGCAAGACUAUUUGUGGAUUGUGGAUUGCGUCCCGGUUUAGAAAUUGUGAGAGCUACACAAGAGGAAAAAGGUCC
Seminavis robusta is the source of this 4607-nucleotide messenger RNA. Lineage: Eukaryota; Bacillariophyta; Bacillariophyceae; Naviculales; Naviculaceae. The record is from the annotation of a GenBank genome assembly.